AGCAUAAAAGACAGAUUAGACCUCGCGUCUACGUCCAUGGUUAAAGCAAUAGCAGGUGCUGUAACUUUUCUCGGAGGCAGGUGAAGUCUUGAUUGCAAUGAGCGCCAAUUGAAGAGGCAGAUAUUUGUGUUAUUUGUUCAUCUUCUUAUUGUCAAUGGUCGAGCCUCAGUGUGUGCGACCGUAGAUGAAGAAGCGAACUCAUGUUGCUUGUGCGGGGUUUGGUCCUUUAUUGGCCCGCAGGUUUGGCUAGUUGCAGCUCGGUGUUAUAUGUUAGCGCGCAUUUUGUCAGUUGUAAUUGAAUACGGUUACUUGAAUCACCGAGUAUGACGCUCAAUUUUCUGCUUUUAUGGAUGGCAGAUCUGCUCAAACAAACCUGUAAGUAGUUUCACAGAUUCAUACAAUAUAAGUGGAAAGAAUUCUGCAUUUUGUUAUCAGUGAAAAUUCCACUUUUGUUCAUCAGAUAUCAUUUAAAAUUCUCCGUCGAUCAGUGCAAAGUUCUUAGAACACACGAAUUUGAAAGUUGAUGGGAAAUUCAUGUGAAAUGUUCUGUAUGCGAUGAAUUUCAAAACUUACCGCUAUUUUUGAGAAUACAUUCUGAACAUUUUGUAACUACUGUGUACUCAGCCUGACUCACAUGUGUUGAUUUUUACCUCUAGCAGAACGUAACCAUUUUUAAUAGGUAAAAUUUUAUGGUGCUUUCUUUCGUCAACAUUAUUUUAAUCCUGCAAAAAUGCCUGAAUAAGUUACUUUCGGGUAAAUAGUUCUUGAAACAAAGUUGUUUACAGCCAGUUCAGUAAUAUGAAAAAUUCAUCUUACAUAAUUGAAGGUUUUAUCUAUGCGUUCAUUGUGUUGUUUGGAAAUUGGAUUUAAGCAUUGGUUGUAUAAAGCUUAUCAAGUUUAAGUAGAUAAGGUUAUUUCUGCACAGCAUCAAGGACAAAGAUGCAUUGAGCUGCUGGUCAUUUCCAAGCUGAUAUUUAAUGAACAGUUACACCGGCCCCGUCAAAAGAAAGUUGGAUGACAUUGUUUGGCUGUGUUGUUGUACGGGACAAAUGUUUAAAAUUAUGUCAAGUUGCUCAAGUUGUGCAGGUCAACAAAGAACGAGCCUGGAUCUCAGCUCUGCAUUAAGUCAGUCAUUGGAUCUGUAUUUUUGCAUCCUAAACUGUCAAAAUUAUGCAAUACUGAGAGUGCAGUUUAAUAAAUAACAGAGUUAUUGAAAUGCAUUUCUAGGGGCUGUAUGAAUCAGGAUGAAAAUUCCUCCUGUUGCAUCUUAAUUGGUGUUUGUUUGUUCCACUUUGAACAACAAGUUCUGCACUUCCUAAAGUAGAGCACUUGUUGCAAUUGAUGGAACAUAUAAUUACUCCUGCAUGUCACCAUGGAAGAGCCUACCCUCCGAACUUUAUGACAUCUGUCAUGUUAUCAAUGCCUUUUAUCAGUGUCUUGUCAACAACUUGUCCCACUGUUAUCAGAUAAAUCCUCCUGAUAGAUUGUUUGUUAUGCUCUCCUGGCAUGAGAUUAAUUCUUUUGUAAACAAGUCUUUUCUUUCCUAUCUGUUCUAACCUGACCAGAAUUAAUAAGGGUUCCUGUUUCUUUUUAAAUUUUUUUUCUAAAUAUUCAGUAAUUUGAUUAAAAUGAGCCAAUGUUGCGACUGUAAAAUGCUAGAAAAGAGCCUGCAAAACUGUCACAUAUUGUACCAAGUAAAAAGUUUCUGUUCCACGACGUGUUUCCUGUUGAAAUUAAAUUGUUGCUUCUCCAAUAAAAAUGUCAAUAAAUGCUAGAAGACAACGCAACAUGUUUGCAUGAUGGCCUGACUCAUGGGCUCCCUGUCUGUGGCUAAUGACCUCGUUUCAGGCAACCUCUUCAGGGGUCCAGUCUUAAAUCUGGACAGAUACCACAAGAUAACCUAAUAUUGAGACAGGCGACCAGGAUCCCUCUAUCUAAAAAUGACCCCAUUAUUAAAUAACCCCCUCAAAUACUCCCACCGCUCUCAUCAAGGGUGGACGUAUUGCACAGAAGCAAAAUUAUUUGCCCACACCCCUCGGUCGACUUUGAAGGUGCCAAAGUUUCAUCAGUUUCUUGGUGAAAGUUGGUCAGCCAGUCCUCGUCUUUUGGCAACCAAUAUUUUCCUCGUGUAAAUGCCGUGAUCUUGCGGAAAACGGUGCAGAUCUUGGUAACAUUUUCUCCCCUCUACACCAUGCACCUGUUCGUAGCGACCUUGAUGUUGCCACUAUUUGUGGCAGGAUCACUGGGUCAAACCACCUUGGCACCGUGCCAAUCCAACGAGAGACGGUGUGAUGACAUGACCUGCCUGGCCAGAGACAAAUUCUGUGAUUUCCGCGAGGACUGCCCGGAUGCAUCUGAUGAGCUAAUGUGCCCGAGGACGUGCAGCUUCGAGGACGGCCUGUGUUACUGGACCCAGGACGCUGCAGAUGACUUUGAUUGGAGCACGCGUGUGGGGGGACAGGACCCCAGCGACAGCUUCCAGGGACCCAGGGUGGACCACACACUGGACAGCUUCACUGGACAUUAUUUGUAUGUUGAUGGUUCCAUCUCGCCGGGGAUGAACACCCGUGCCCGGCUCAUCAGUCCCACGUUCGCCCUCUGCGGCCGCACCUGCAAGAUCAGCCUCUGGUACUACAUCUUCGGCGUCGAGUUUGGCGACCUGGAGGUCAUCAUCCGCACCGCCGCCGCUGCCGGCGAACGGAAGCUGUUGAAGCUGAGCGACGACGUCAGCGACAAGAACAUGUGGAUCUAUGAGGACUUUGCCGUGGACUCCUGCGCUUCAAAUUUCCAGAUAAUCAUAGACGCAGAGGACAAGCAGGAGAUUCCAUCGGUCGGAGGUUUUGCCAUCGAUGACAUCCGCUUCGAAGACUGCCCGCCCGCCGAGAGUAAGUUGGUCUGCGGGGUGACCGAGUCGCAGUGCUCGGCAGGCCAGUGCUACCCGACGACCCGCCGCUGCGACUUCCAAGUGGACUGCUGCGACCUGAGCGACGAGGACCGGUCGGCCUGUACUGCAGCUGGCUACUCCAUGUGUGACUUUGAGUCUGGCAUCUGUGAUGACAUGUGGUAUCAGGUUGCCGACGAUGACUUCGACUGGAGGCGACGCAACGGGGCCACGGGAUCUGCUGGCACCGGGCCAAGGACAGAUCACACCACUUACACAUCGGAAGGUUAUUACAUCUACACGGAGGCCAGUCAACCGAGAAUUAUCAACGACAAAGCCCAGUUUGCCUCUCGUCCUCUCAAGGCUGCAGCCUUGAUUGACGCCUGCUCGCUACGUUUUUUCUACCACAUGCGGGGUGACUUCAUUGGUACCCUGAAUGUCUACACUGCCACCAAAAUCAACGGUCCCAUGACCCUCAUCUGGAGCCGAGAGGGGGAGAAAGAUUACUGGUCUCGCAAGGAACUGGAACUUCAGAGCUCCUCAGAUUUCAUGAUUAUCUUUGAAGGUGUCAUUGGUCUGACAGCAGAGGGCGACAUUGCACUGGACGACAUCUCCUUAACCCCGGGCUGCGUGUGGUCAUCUGACCCCCUCCCCGUUGCCACCACACCAGCGCCAGGAACGACUGUGCCCUCCCACUGUCGGCGACGGAGUGAUUUCGCUUGUUAUGACGGCAUGACCUGCGUGGAUGAAGACAGAGUUUGUGACUUCAGACCAGACUGUCCAGAUGGAUCUGACGAAAUGACCUGCCCUAUGGCCUGUACUUUUGAGGCUGAUGCCUGUUAUUUCACUGAGACGACCCCGGAUAAUUUUGAUUGGAUGAGAGCUAGGGGUGCCGAUACCAUGGCAACACCAAAUGCGGCACCAAGAGAGGACGUAACACUAAGGACAGAUCAAGGUUUUUACAUGUACAUCGCGGCAUUCGGCACCAUCACCGAGUCGCAGCUCGCCGCGAUGUCCAGCGCGACCUACAACAGCGCCGACACCAACUGCAAGCUGUCCUUCUACUACUACAUGGCGGGAACAUUGCCAGGGGAACUCAGCCUGUACCUCGACAACCUGGUCACCGGGGAUACGGUGUUGCUAUGGCAGAAGAGGAUGUCACAGGGCGAACAGUGGCAGCAGGCUGUGGUUGGUAUAGGCCGCAGGAGGGAGCCUUUUAAGGUUCGUUUCUCCAAGGCUCGCUCGGAUCGCUACCAAGGCAAGAUCGCCAUCGAUGAAAUCUCCUUCGUGGAUUGCACUCUACCUCCCGAGGAGUCCAUCUGCCCUCCCUCCAAGCUGACCUGCGAUAACAAGGCCUGCAUCGAUGCCUCCAAAGUCUGCGACUUGGCCGACGAUUGCGGUGAUAUGUCAGACGAGAUGGACAUCCUGUGUGGUUUGAACGAUUACAAGCUGUGUGACUUUGAGACGGACCUUUGCGGCUGGGUCCAGUCAACCACCGAUGAACUGGAGUGGACAUGGUGGAACGGGACCACCCUUGAUAUCAACAGCGGACCGUCGAGGGAUCACACAUAUGGGACAAGCCUGGGUCAUUUUCUCUACUUGGAUGGGCAGUUCCUGCAUCCCUUCAAGGCCAGGGCACAGCUCUUGAGCCUCAGCUUCCAAGCCGCCCCCGACGGUUCAUGCCAGAUUCGCUUUUUCUACCAUAUGUACGGCGAAGACGUGGAUUAUCUGAACGUGUAUGCCAGUCGCUAUGCUGACACUACCGCCUUGACCGAUCCCCUGUGGUUCCGGUUCACCGAGCAGGGCAACUUCUGGCAGAGGGCAGAGAUCACACUGGCAACUUCCUACAACUUCAUGAUUGUAAUUGAAGCAACCAUUGGGGAUGGACUUAAUGGAGACAUUGCUAUUGAUGAUGUGUCGCUCACAUCUGGCUGCGUCGUGUAUAACGGUCAGCUUCCCAACACGCCCGCCGACGACCCCACCACCACUGUACCGCCCACGACCCACAACCGCCACACCGGCUGCCUCGAAGGCAUCUUCUGCGCUCCGGAGAACAAGUGCAUUCACGGGCGGCAUCUGUGCGACUUCAGGUGGGACUGCUCGGACGGGUCCGAUGAAGCGGGAUGCGUUCAGGACUGCGACUUUGAAACGGGCGUCUGCGGAUGGCAGGAAGUGCAGCCGAGGACAUUCAAAGGUCAAGCGUCGAGUGACCAACAAGGGCUUCCCAGUUUUCAAUGGGUCAGAGGUCAGCCCUUCACCCAGGAAGCGGGCGAAUCGAGGCCUGACACGGAUCACACCACAGGGACGGCACAAGGAUGGUACAUGUACGUGGACAGCUCGCCGGGCACCGUCUUCGACACCACGGAGCUCAAUUCACCAACAAUCUCCCAGACCGGAGGCAACUGUCAGAUGAAAUUCUACUACCACAUGUACGGCACAGACGUUGACACCUUCAGCAUCUUCGCCGAGGCCAACGGUUACCGCCGACCGCUGUGGUACCGCGUCGGCGGCACCAGCCAGGAUAAGUGGAGGAAGGAGCAGGUGUAUAUUGGAGCCUCGUAUAAUUUCAAGAUUAUUAUCCAGGCAAGGCGUGGUGCCAGCUUUGUCGGGGACGUGACCAUAGACGACAUCACCUUUAUUGACUGCGAACCUCCUUUGUUUGACGGAAUCCCAUGUACGGAGGACCAGUUUACCUGCAGUAACUCCCACUGCAUUGAUGCUGCGAGAGUCUGUGACUAUGGCAACGAUUGCCUGGAUUACUCGGAUGAGCUACACUGCGCCGGCUAUCCCGGGCGCUGCGACUUCUCCCUGGACAUCUGUGACUGGUUCCAAGACGACGAGGAUGACUUCGAUUGGACGCUGAGGGGUGGCAACACGAUCAAUCCGGGAACGGGCCCACUGCACGAUCACACCAACCUGAACUAUGCUAGCGGAUAUUAUAUCUACACGGAGGCACUGUACCCGAGGCAGGCUGGUGACCGUGCCAGAAUACACAGCCCCACUAUGAGCAGGAAAAGUACCAGUGAUUGCACGUUCCGGUUCUGGUACAACAUGAGGGGGAAAGACAUCGGUACUUUGGAGGUGUUUCAAGUCACGUCUUACCUUCACCCUGACGAGGUCAUCGUGAUUGAUUCGUUAACCGGAGAGCAAGGCGACUACUGGCAACUGAGAGAGGUGCCUAUCCCAAGCAGGGGCAAAGACUUUGAUAUUGUCAUAAAGGGUGUCGUUGGUGAUGGCAGCCAGAGCGAGAUAGCACUGGAUGACUUCUCCUUCACCGCGUCUUGCAUUGGGGGCGGAGUCAUGCCUGACUCCCCCUUCAACAACAGCACUGAGCAGUACUGCGCCGACGGCCGACUCAAGUGUGCCACCACCAACCAGUGCUAUGACCCGCGCAGCCGUUGCGACUUAGUAGCCGACUGCGCUGACGGCUCAGAUGAAAUUUGCGGAAACACCUGCGAUUUUGAGACGGACACCUGUGGGUGGAAGAAUUCCUACAAGGAGAAUUUGGACUGGUUGCGGGCCAGCGGGGACCAGACUGAAAACUUGAAUACGGGACCAACUGUUGACCACACCCUCGGAACAGAAUUCGGUUACUACAUGUACGUGGACACCAGCCAAGCGUCGGGCGCCAUCGGUGGCGACAACCAGGAGAAAGCUCACCUGCAGUCGCUGCCAUUCCAGCACUCGGGCGACGCCUGCACCCUGUCGCUGUGGUACCACAUGAAAGGUAGCACCAUCGGAUCACUGGGCAUCUUCCUGAAGACUGAGAGUAAAGUUACGCAGCUGUUUGCCGUCGCCGACAGCCAGGGCAAUAAAUGGCGGUCCACCGGCGACCUCGUAAUCGGUCACCAAGAGAACUUUGCGAUAGUCAUUGAAGCCGUCCGAGGUAUCACGAUAACCGGAGACAUCGCGAUCGAUGACGUCACGUUGGAGAAUUGCAGAGAUGACGACUUCUCUCGGCCCUGUACGGAUCAGGAGUUGACGUGCGGUAAUGGCCAGUGCGUCUCCCUCACCCACGUCUGCGAUUACGGCUACGACUGUGUGGACGGUGCGGAUGAACAAAACUGUGAGCCUCAGCCUGCCGACUGCAACUUUGAUGACUACCCCUUCACUACAGCCUGUGGCUGGACCCAGCUGACCAACGAUGAUUUUGAUUGGACACAGGACCGGAGCACGCCCACCACCGACACAGGUCCCAACAGUGACCACAACGCCGACGGUGGCAGUUUCCUCUUCAUCGAGGCUUCCGGUCGGAGGCAGAAUGACAUGGCAAGGGUCGCUACCCCCGUCUUCCCAGCCAGCACCAAUGUCUGCCUGAUGCGAUUCUGGUAUCACAUGAGAGGAAAAAGUGUCGGGACAUUACAGGUUUAUACAAAGUCGGCCUCAUCAGACGGUCACAUGAGUCUCAUGUGGACGGCCACCGGUGCCCAGGGAAGCGAAUGGAAUUACGGCAGCCUCUUCGUCUCCAACAACAACAACUUUUCGGUCGUCUUCCAAGGGAUCGUGGACACCACGGGGAGCUCAGACAUUGCAAUCGAUGAUGUGACAUUCCUGGAGGGAUGCGGGAAGCCAGAGGAGGCGGUUCCCAUAGAGAUCCCUAGUUCCUGUGGUUACCAGGAAGUGCUCUGCCCUGCCGACAAGGUCUGUAUCCCCACGGCAUGGCUUUGCGAUGGGGUUGUGGACUGUCCGUCAGACCUGUACGACGAACGCAGGGAUGGUUUUGUCUGCCCUGUGAAUUCAACCAAUCCUGAAGAAAACUUCAAUCCAAGUGUGAGCAGUAACACAGGCCUGAUUGUUGGCCUGACGAUACUCGCGUUAGCUAUCAUCCUGGGGUUGGUUUCCCUAACGGUGUACUUCGUGAAGUUCAGAAAAGCUACCAAAUUUGCUGAUCCACCUGUGACCUCUGGACUCGAAAAUCCCACUUACAGCGGUCAAAGAGACACAGGCCUGCCCAAUGAGACAACCAGUGGUAUUGAGUACACGGCCUCAGGGGUGGGGUUUACCAAUGUGCAGGAAGAGACAGCAUGAGGCUGAACGUCAUCACAGCAUCACCGGUCACCAUGAUUGGGACACAGUGCCUCAUUCCAAUUCUUUGCUGUGUUAUUUUCUCGAUCUUUAACUAAUAACAACCGUGUCAAUUCUUUAUAAUUUGAAUUUCCACAUAUGAUGCACUGCCAAAGAAAACCCCAGUGGACGGAUUUCCAAUGUCAUGAAGGAAAUGAGAUUUUUUUUAGGUUACCCUUUAAAUUGUUAAGGGAGCUGAUGUUUGGAAUGUUCUCCUGCAGAGACUUCCACUUUCGGUGACCAGAAAUUGAAAAGACCUUGUCCCCAGUUCUGUUGAAAUUUUUAAGUUGUUAAUUUUGACCAAGUGUUAUAUUCUUGUAGCUUUUGAAGCAAAAUUUCCACUUCGCAUUUUGGUCCAUAGUUGUUUAUACUUUCAUGGGGCUCAUAUUGUCCUGUGCUGGUGGCUAAAACCCCAAUUUAGACUUUGAGACUUGAUGAAUUAUUUAGUUACAUUUUCGUUCAUUUUAUUUCUUCUUGGACAAGUUGGAAUAUCUGAUUGGAUCGAGAUAUUCUUGCACUGUUUGGAGAGCCUCCUCACCGAACGUAUAAGGUUUCAGCUGUCAGUGCCAUUUUGUUUUGUGAAUUUGCUGGUUAUUGCUGUUUUUUCAAUGUUUCAGUAUUUCGGGAGGUAAUUGGAGUAUAGAGUGUUCAUUUUUCCUUAAUUUCUCCUGUACGUAGACUUUUGUAAGAUGUUGAAAAGAAUGUAAUCUUUUGUUCAUUUGCCGGUACCCAGAUUGUUUUAUAUUUGCAUAUUUUAGUUUUAAACAGAUGUUUAAUUGUUUAUAAAGUUAUGUACAUUUGGUCUGAUUUCUGUUGACAAAACUUUUGUUAUGUAGAUCUUCAACUUUAUGGGACCAUGCAUUGUUCGUAGCAACAUUGAAAAGUCUGUGAUUUGGCUCUUAAACAUUAUUACUUUGUAAACAGCAAGUUGUUGCGUAGUCUGGUCUUCGGUAGCCAAAUUGUCGAAAUAAACG
Molecule: messenger RNA, 8919 nt
Organism: Acanthaster planci (crown-of-thorns starfish)
Lineage: Eukaryota; Metazoa; Echinodermata; Asteroidea; Valvatida; Acanthasteridae
Product: MAM and LDL-receptor class A domain-containing protein 2-like
Cellular component (GO): membrane
Molecular function (GO): protein binding
Source: RefSeq, a predicted model, not a curated record